Spirodela intermedia is the source of this 288-nucleotide messenger RNA. The record is from the annotation of a GenBank genome assembly. Lineage: Eukaryota; Viridiplantae; Streptophyta; Magnoliopsida; Alismatales; Araceae.
AUGGGAAAGCAAGAAAAAGUUACCAUGAGAGAGAAAGACGAGUUAGGCCAGCACUGAGGGCCUCUCGCCAUCCUGUACACACACCUGAGGCAACUAUGACUGUGCGAUCGUCAGUGAGUAAAACAAUCCGCAACAGAAGUUCCAUUGGCAGGUCCUUCCAACCAGUCAUAACUGUUCCUGUCCCCUUCAUCGCUAUCCCACUGGCGAGCAUAAGGUUCUGAAACCAGAAAUCCAAAUCGCUCUUUUCCAACCCUCCUUCAACCAUAUUCAGUUAUGUAUACGGCCUAA